This is a messenger RNA of Closterium sp. NIES-65, 2616 nucleotides long. The record is from the annotation of a GenBank genome assembly. NCBI's taxonomy places the organism in Eukaryota, Viridiplantae, Streptophyta, Zygnematophyceae, Desmidiales, Closteriaceae.
AUGACGGUUGAAUACCUACAUUCACGCCUACUCGAUGCCGAUUGGGAGCGGUCACAAUCUGGUACAAGCCGUAACAUGGAGGGUGCAUACAACCUCAAUUCCCAGCCCUCCCACCCUCUUCGCUCCGGUUCACGCCAGUCGCCCACCUGCCGUUACUGCAAGAAAACGGGUCACACCAUCGAUGAAUGCUUCAAAUUGAAGAAGAAGAAAGAGCUUGAAGAAAGCUCUAAACGGGAGAAAUCCGUCUUCCAACCCUCGGUGCAUGUCUCCACCAGCUCCUCUGCUGAAGCUACUCCGACCCCCACACCACCUCCUGCCCCAUCAACCCCUCAGUCCGUACCUGAUUCCCGGUACGUGGACAUUGCUGUCAGCACCAGCCACCACCCCAUCUUCUCCACAUGGACUCCUCUCGUCGCUGCUGUCUUCAUUCUCACCAUCCUCCUUCUCCUCCUCCUCUUCCCUUAUGGGGCUCCCUACGCAUCGGCAUUCACGGCCUCCUCAUUCAAUAUGGAGCGGACUUCGUCGUGGCUGGUGGACAGCGGCGCAUCCUCCCAUAUCUGCUCGGAUCGUUCGCUGUUUUCGUCUCUCAAGAAGCCCAACGAAGAGAUCCUUGUUCGUUUUGGUGGAGGAGAGACUUACAAGAUCUUGGGAGUCGGCACGGUGGUGGCUACUCUUCGGUCACCAACAUCGGAAACCACCAUUCAGCUUGACAACGUUCUAUUUCUCCCUUCAUCAGUUCACAACCUGCUCUCUGUUCGUGCGCUUGGUGCUGCCGGCGUUGCCGUCUCGUUCCCCGCUGCUGGGCGCGUUGUUCUCACAUCUGAUGACGUUCCUAUUGGCGAGGGCUACACCCGCAACAAUCUGUUUUAUCUUCAACUGCAUCAUGGGAGCAGUGCUGCUCCUUCUAUCAAGCCAACUGCAUGUCCAGCCUCCACCACCACCUCCUCGUACCUCUGGCAUCGUCGUUUCGGGCAUCUCAACAUGCAGGCCUUGUCAACACUUCAUCGGCAGCAGCUGGUCACCGGUCUUCACCUCUCCUCCACCUCGAUUCCCCCCUGCAUCUCGUGCUAUCGUGGGAAACAAACACGUCAGCCAUUUGGCGUGUCCCAUUCUCGCACCACAGCCCCACUCCAACUCAUUCACUCAGAUAUUGCUGGACCGCUUUCAUAUGGAACUACCAUUGGCGGCGCUCGCUACCUUCUCACCUUCAUCGACGACUACUCCCGCCACAUUACAGUGUAUCUCCUACGCCACCGGUCGGAGGCACUUUCAUGCUUCAAGGCUUACGUCACUCGGCACCGUGUCAUCCUUUCUCGUGAUGUCAUCUUCAUGGAGCCCUCUGCACCGCCUUCCGACGACUCUCGCGACCCUCCAUCGUCAUCUCCACCCACAUCCUCCUCACUACCUCCUCCUACACACCCUUCUUCCUUGGACCCAAUCUCCCCUCCCUCUCCUUUCCCCACCAUACCUUCCUCCACCAACCCCCACCCACAAUCCCCAAACCUGCCCGCACCAGCCACAUCUUCUCCUCCUCCAUUGUUUUCCAACCUUCCUCUGCCCUCGACGCCGCAAGACUUUCACCUUCCAUCCUUCUCUCCUCCCUCUUCGCCUCCCCCUCCCCAUUGCACGACUCGCUCCUCCCCGCCAUCCCCUUCAGCUCUUCCCGAUCCUUCCCUUUUCUCCUUCCUCAAGGUCUUACCAUCCCCUUCCGAACCCAUUGACUUCACUCUUCCUCCUCUUUCCAACACCUCUGCCAAUGCUGCCCUUCACCAUCAUUACGAACCUCAAACCAUUCAUGAGGCUCGUACCGGCCCUGAUGCUGCCGAAUGGAUCAAGGCUGCUGAUGCGGAACUCGCUGCCCUGCACGCUAAUGACACCUACAGCAUUGUUCCUCGACCACCCAAGUGCAAGCCGAUUCCAUGCAAAUGGAUUUUCAAGGUCAAGGAGAACGCUGAUGCUGCAUCCUUCUUCAUGCUUCUCGUCUAUGUUGACGACGUCAUCAUUCUCUCCUCCUCCUCCUCUCUUCUUGCCUCAUUCAAGCAUGCCCUUUCAUCUCGCUUCAAACUUCGUGACCUCGGACCUCUCUCCUACUACCUUGGCUUUCACAUCACUCGUGAUCGAACUUCCUGCACUCUCCACCUUCAUCAAUCCAAAUUCAUCACCUCCAUUCUAGACACCUACUCCUUCUCUCCACUGAACCCCGCUGCCACUCCCAUGGACACAAAGUUUCAGCCACCCGUGACUUCCUCCCCGCACUCCUCCUCCUUCCCUUACACCUCGUUUGUCGGCUCCAUCAUGUGUGCAUGUCCCUUCCACCUCUCUGUGAGGUGUGCAUGUCCCUUCCACCUCUCUGUGAGGUGUGCAUGUCCCUUCCACCUCUCUGUGAGGUGUGCAUGUCCCUUCCACCUCUCUGUGAGGUGUGCAUGUCCCUUCCACCUCUCUGUGAGGUGUGCAUGUCCCUUCCACCUCUCUGUGAGGUGUGCAUGUCCCUUCCACCUCUCUGUGAGGUGUGCAUGUCCCUUCCACCUCUCUGUGAGGUGUGCAUGUCCCACAACAAUUAUCCCCUCACCUGGGUUCAGUUCAGCAGCAACCCUUCCACUUCAGCCAGCAGUGUGA